UGGAAAACAUGGGAAUUAUGGAUUGCAUGGUGAAUGAUAUAGAAGUAGAACUGAAUAUUUGUCUUGCCUGUAUUUAUUUUUUUUUAUCGCUUGCAUAUAUUAAUAAAGUACCGUGAAGAAUCUUCACGCUUAUAACCUGAUAUGUAAAAAGUAAUGAAUGACCACGAGUCACGAUCUCAAAGUUUAGCUUUUUAUAUAUGUAUUGUAAAGUCGUGUAACUUAUUAAUUGAUGACAUAAUGAAGUUUUUUAAGUGUUUCGUCACAAAAAAUUUCCUGAUGGAGUCUGAUCAAUUUGUGCGACAAUCGGUUUCAUAUAUAUCUCUCUCCUAAUUCCCAAAUUCCCAUUAUGUAAGAAACUCUCAAACUUGUACUAUUAUAACUAUCCAAAUCUAUAAAGCAAUCAUGUCGGAAACCGCUUCUACUUCUAAAGUAAACGACAUAUAUCAAGAAAUUUAUAGGCUUGGAUUGACUGAUGAUGAAAAAACCACUUUAUACGCAUUCUUCACUAAUAAUCCUGAUAAGAAAAGCGAGGCAGAAAAAGCUUUUACUUACUUUCAGGAUGAAGUGAAAGUUGACAUAUUGAGAAAUUUAUUACCUCCUACGCAACCCGCUGCUGCUGGUAUCCCAGGAAUCAAGUUUCAAGCUGCAAAAAUAGACAAGGCAAUAUGGGUCCAUUAUAAUGAGAAACGUGUCUUUUUCUCGAGAGCUAAUCUAGAAGAAAAUGAAAUAUUUGACGUAAUUGGUUUGAAAAAUUUGAUCAAAGCUCGGUUUCGUAUAUCGAAGGAUGUCACUAUUCGUAGUGAGAAUGGCAACUUAGAUGACAGUGAACUUGUCACUGGAUUCUAUAAUACUCAAUAUAAUGCAUUAGAGGUUAUUGUCGAAGGAAAUGAUGAUGAAGGCUCUACAGAAGGAAAAAAAAGUGUGAGAGAUAUUAAAUUAGUUCAAGUUGAAAAAGCAUUUCAAAUCGAAUACCAAGGAACAACUCUGGACAUAUUCCAUUCACGGUUGUUACAAUUUCAUGAUGAAUGGCUCGAACAGAUAAAUCCGUACGCCCCUUAUUUGGCAAUCAUCCAAUGCUCCGGUUCCGGUAAAUCACGGCUCGUGGGGGAACUGAGAACCAAGAAGAUCUUCAUCCUGUAUAUUUGUAAACGUAAUGAGACUAGUACCGGAUACCCUGCCUCAACACCUUGCGUUCAACAAAUUUUUGAAGCAAUUCGUGGUAAUAAAUUUGGUACUCUUUUAUCUCUAGCAAUCAAACAAAUUAAGGCCAGAAAUUGGGACGAGGAAGAGUUUUGGAGUAUUCAAACAGAGGUUGAACAUAAAAAUGAAUGUAGAGAUUUUUGGAAUAGUAUCUUUGAAUUGUUAGGGCAGCAAGUUGAGCCUUCGUCAGAUUGCAGUAAUAAAAAUUUUGUAACACACUUAUUUCCUGGUAGAAGAAUCUCUGUAGUUUGUUGCAUUGAUGAAGCACACGAGUUGCUUGCAGAACGUAUUGAUAAUGAAACCCAUUUUGUUCAAUGGAGGCGACAAAUUCGGAAAAUAUCGUGGUGUAGAUUCUUUAAUAUUCUCCUCAGCACAAACGGGAAGAUUGGUAAUUUUCUCCCUCCAACAGCAAAAAACACUAUAUCUGCCAGAUCGCAUAAUUUCGAAGUAUUUCCCGCAUAUUUGGAUGUUAAUACCAUGGAUGCAUUGGUACCACUUGCUGGAAAUGCUAAUAAGAAUUAUAAUCCCGAUAGAACUGCAUAUCUAGGAAUUCCCCUUUGGGGUUCUCUUGCUCAAGCGGGUGUUAGUCUUACAGACCUUAUUCAUCUUGCUUCACAAAAGAUCCGCAAUUUUAGCAAAAACAAGAGAGAUUAUCUUGCCAACACUGCAUGUACAGCCUGCACCCUAGCUCUUGAAGUUUCCCCUCGAAUUGCAGAAGUAGAUAGCCUGAUAGCAUCUCAUAUGGCAACUGCUAUAGGAGUUUCACUUGAUCGCACAAGUAUCCUUUGCACAUAUCCCUCUGAUCCCAUUCUUGCAUCGGGAGCACUGAAAGGAAUUAUUAAGGUUGGUUGGGAUAACAGCUUGGACACACUGUUGGAACUGUUUAGUCGUGGGGUAGUAGAAGUGGGAGAAAGAGGAGAACUUGUCAAUCGCAUCUUGUUUUUGAAAGCAUAUGUUGAUGCUGUAAAUAAACAUUUUUCUGGAAAAGAAUCGCGUACAUAUUUGGAUAAGGUUCCUUUGGAAUUAUUUUUAGAUUCUUUGUUAUGUAAUGAAAUAAAGGGUCUUGCACAGUUUCUUCAAGAUAUGCAAAUAAGGGACGCAGAAAUCGGCUUUAACCAUUGGACAUCUUUGUUAGCUACCAAUAAAGAUUAUGUGAAAUCGGGGGGGAAUAAGUUCCUAUCAGAGAAACUUGUCGUGGAAGCCUACCACCGCCAAUCUGCACUUAAGAUGCCAUUGGGAUUUAAAGAUAUUGAUCAUAUAAUUCCUUUCAAACACUCCACUGGUUAUGGUAUCAUUUCAAUUCAAAAUAAGAAUAUGAAAAAAACUACCUUUAAUAAUACUACAGAUAUUACUUCUUUGGCAGAUCCGCAAACUGCUUUUGGUAAGAAAAUCACGGGCGGUUAUAAGGUUAUAGGUAUAUAUAUUGAUCUUGGUUUAGAUGAUGUAUCUGCGGAAAUAAAGAGUAAAGAUAUUGUGGAAUUACGAAGUAAUAUUAAUAAUCAACAAAAAGGUAAAAAGCAUAUUAUCUAUAUUCAAGGCGUCGGGUCUUUCAAAUGUUGUAAUGAUGAAAUUGGUGAAAGACUAUCUAAAAUACUUUUUACUCGUCCUUGGCCACUUCACACUCAAUGGAGUAUGUUUGACGAAGAUACAGAUUUAGAAAGGGAGGAUGUGAUCAAGUCAUUUUUACCUCUUGUCUUUGAACAGAAGGAGUCUUUUGUUAACAAAUGGCAAUUAAUGUGAUAUGAAAUCUAUUCUAGUAAUUAUUGACAAAUGUAAUAUUAAUACUUAAACAGCUGUAAGGCUUAAUAAAGUCGUAUAAUAAAGAAUUAGUUUGUUCGCCUAAUUGUGCUUAUAUUUUUUUUACGUUUUUUACAUUUUCCAAUGCAAAGCCUAGUAUUUACAAUAUGAUUAUAUAUUUUUUAUUUUUGAUAUACAGUACAAAUUGCAUACCAGUAACACCACAUCAUAUGCGUA
This is a messenger RNA of Rhizophagus irregularis DAOM 181602=DAOM 197198, 3174 nucleotides long. RefSeq lists its product as uncharacterized. The record is from RefSeq and is a predicted model, not a curated record. NCBI's taxonomy places the organism in Eukaryota, Fungi, Glomeromycota, Glomeromycetes, Glomerales, Glomeraceae.